Molecule: messenger RNA, 570 nt
Organism: Umbelopsis ramanniana AG
Lineage: Eukaryota; Fungi; Mucoromycota; Umbelopsidomycetes; Umbelopsidales; Umbelopsidaceae
Exons: 3
Coding region: 1-570 (189 amino acids)
Biological process (GO): regulation of transcription by RNA polymerase II
Cellular component (GO): nucleus
Molecular function (GO): protein dimerization activity; RNA polymerase II cis-regulatory region sequence-specific DNA binding; DNA-binding transcription factor activity, RNA polymerase II-specific
Source: RefSeq, a predicted model, not a curated record
AUGAACAAUAGCAGCCAAAUACCUUCAUCUGCUGCAUAUGGCUAUAUUUACGGAGAACAAAAUUGGCAAGAUGUUGUGGAUCAACCUGACAAAAAGCCUUACUCUAACUCUCAGCCGUCGGUGGGCAUGGUUUCGCUUGCCUCCAUCUCUCCGCCCGACAGCGAAUUCUCAAUGGAUACGCCCAACAUGAACACCACCUCCUGGAACGCUCAGGAUACCUAUAGCGUGGAUGGUAGCAUAAGAGAUCCAGCUGAGGACGACAGUCCUUUGAACGAAGCUCCUGGCGAAGUGGAGGACAGUCGUCGUUUAGCGCAGGAUAAACGCAAGAGGCGACGUGAAUCUCACAAUGCAGUCGAGCGCAGACGACGUGAAAAAAUCAAUGAACGCAUUCGGGUCCUGGGUGCGCUCCUUCCGGAAUCGUGCCUGGAUUACCAUGGUAAAAUUAAUAAGGGGAUCAUUUUAAAAGCAACUGUGGAUUAUAUCAGAGAGCUGCAAAGAGACAGAGUCAAUACUCGGUGGAGAAUACAACAACUUGAGCAUGAGCUCGCUGUUUAUCGCAAAGCUUACUGA